AUGAGAAUUUUCAUAAACAACGCAGACAGCUAUGUUGGUCGAGCUCUGUGCGCUGACUUGCGAAAAGUUCUGGAUCAGGAGAACCGCAUCUUGGGCAGCUUGACGCAAGACUCUGCGGAGGCAGAUGGCGAGCUUCUGCAUUCACUAGGGGUGAAAAGAGUCGUUGCCCGCGCGAACAAGCAAAAGUACCUCUCUGACGUUCUCUCGUGUUCUUUGAUCGUAUGUGAUCUGCACAGUGCUGAUCUGAACGAUGUAGAGACAUUGAUAAAGGAGCUGAAGGUGGCAGAGCUCGAUCAUGACACCACUUUCGUUCUGAUAUCCUCCGUGAUGGCGUGGGCAAAUACUCGCAAGCAGUACGUGCCUUUGGUUAGCCCCGAGGAGGAGGAGGAAGGCGGAGAGGAUGAAGUGGAGGAAGUGGAAGUCAAGAAGCGUCCAAAAGAGCUGACGGACGCGGACCUGGAGCGUCGUGUGCCUGCUGCAGCCUACGAGGCCUGGAAAUACUUGGAGACACUGACGCUCUCGCUGAGCUCCAAAGCCAAGCUUCGACCACAUGUCAUCGGUGCUGGCGUUUUGUAUGGCAACGGUGAAACUGUUUUCAACGAGUUGUUUAAAGCUGCCUGGCUGACGCAGCCGGUCCACAAGAUCAUUGCUCCAGGAGACAACUACAUUCCAUGCGUACAUGUCCGCGACGUUGCUCGACUGGUUCGCGUGGUGGUCUCGGAUGCGUCCGUGAGCUCAUACCUGAUGGCCGUUGACCACUCGCGACUGACGCAAGCAGCGAUCAUUCAGGGAAUCAUUUCUCAGAUGUCACACAGUCGAGAUGUGCCUGUCUGUCCAGCAGAAGAAGUAGACUCCGAGUUCAAAGAGGUGAUGUCCUUGGAUCUCAUCCUUGAGCCCUCCGCCCCUCUCAAGGAUCCCCAGUUUGCUUGGUGGUGCCGCGACGGAAUCAUCGCCAACAUAGAGAAGGUGGCCGCAGAGUUCUGCAAAUGGCGAAACCUUCGACCAAUAAAGAUGGUGGUCGUGGGCCCACCGGGAUGCGGGGCUGAGCGACUUUGCGCUCGUGUUGCCAAGCACUACCUUCAUGAGGAGCCGCCACAUCUCACCUACCAGCAAAUCAUUGAGGACGCGUGUGCAGUACCAAACAAAGCCGGUCGCAAAUUGCGGAAGAAGGUGCAGAAGCUGGCGGCCGAUCCAAGCAAGAAGCUUCCGCUGCAACUCAGGACAAAGUUGGUGCAGAGUCGCCUCCUCUCCAACGUGUGCCGCUACCGUGGCUAUGUCCUUGAAGGCUACCCAACGACUUAUGCUGAAGCUGAGGCCCUUUUCAUGGAGCAAGUCAAAGAGGGAGAAGAGGAGGAGGAGGAAGCUGUGGAGGAGGCCGACGCUGAUGAUGGUGACGAGGAUGUGGAAGAUGAGGAAGAGGAGGAAGUUGAAGAAGUCCCUGCGUCUAAAGAGGACGAUGAGGACGAAGAAGAAGUCGAGAGGCCCAAGUUCAAAGUCGCAGAAGGUGUGGUCCCAGAAUAUGGUGUGUUGAUACAAUCUUCCGAACCACGAUGCAAAGCAAGGAUAUUCCACGGCGAUGCGAAAGGGCCUUCCUCUGAAGAGGACUUCAACAGAGAAACGGCAGAGUAUCGCGGGGCCAACCUUGCGGAGGAUGGAACCCCAAGCACUGCAGAGUUCUUCCUGGAGCAAUGUGGACUUGCUAUGUUGCCCAUCGACGUGGACAACUGCAGUGAGGAAGAGGCUUUCCAGGCCAUUAGAAUUCACAUGGAGUCCAAGGGUCAGUUCUUCAAUUACCUCAGGUCCGAGGAAGACUUGAUGCGCGAGGAGCAGGAAAAGCAGGCAAGACUGGAGGAGGAACGCGACGUGCAAGAGGCACGCGACAAGAAGGAGCUUGGGCAGAAGGAAACCGCCCUGCGCGAAAAACUCGCUGAUGAAGAAGAGUCGCGACGCAGGGUCAUUGCGCGGAACGAGGCGGCGCACUUGGAGGCGGAGGCCAGGAUGCUGGAUUUCGCUGUUUUCUCUUUGCAUCCGGUUGAGCUUCUGCACAUGUUAUGUCUUGGUGUGCUCUGGGUCUUGUGCUCGAUGAAGAAGCACUGCGGUUUACGUGGCGCAUGGUCCCCGGUAUGCGAGUAUACAGCAUAG
Symbiodinium natans is the source of this 2142-nucleotide messenger RNA. NCBI's taxonomy places the organism in Eukaryota, Dinophyceae, Suessiales, Symbiodiniaceae. The record is from the annotation of a GenBank genome assembly.